Messenger RNA from Didymella exigua CBS 183.55, 1311 nucleotides. RefSeq lists its product as uncharacterized. Gene Ontology annotation, cellular component: cytoplasm. Gene Ontology annotation, biological process: ubiquitin-dependent protein catabolic process. Gene Ontology annotation, molecular function: ubiquitin binding; ubiquitin conjugating enzyme binding. The coding region runs from base 1 to 1311 and encodes 436 amino acids. The transcript is spliced from 4 exons. The record is from RefSeq and is a predicted model, not a curated record. Lineage: Eukaryota; Fungi; Ascomycota; Dothideomycetes; Pleosporales; Didymellaceae.
AUGUCCGAGAAAGCAGGAACCGACAAGCCCCCAGAGAGCCCGACAACGGCGCGUGAGCUCGACUUUGACGACGACAACGAUGCCCCUACUUCCUCUGCACCUGAGAAGGUUAUAUCGCCACUGCCGGCUUCGAAAUCGCCCAAGACCGGCGUGAGAUUCUCCGAACAGGCGGAAGAGAUCCCUCCCCAGAAGCCCCCGCGGCCAGUCGACCCAGACGUCCAGGCGCAGAACACACUCAUUGAAGCCUUCCCUGACAUUGACACAAAUGUGAUCAAGGCAGUUCUGGUCGCAAGCGGCGGAAAGGUCGAGCCUGCAUUCAACGCGCUCUUAAGCAUGUCCGAUCCCAAUUUCAAGACUGAAGAGGCAGCACCGCCGAAGCCUCCGCGACCGCAGCCUCGCAGCCAACUCGAGCAAGACGAGAUGUACGCUCGGCAGCUGGCUGAGCACUACCAGAGCCAAGGUGGUCAGCAGGGCCAGGGUGGCUAUGGGUCAGAGCGGCGCUCGGCACCGUAUGCAAGGUCAAACAACCAGAACCAGAACAAGGAUGACCGCGAGUACAGCUUCUUCGAUGACGAUCUUCCCGAGAUCCGCAAGAACAUCGAGCAGGGCUUCCAAGAGACACAGAAAACAGUGAAUAAGUGGAUUACUAGCUUUAAGAAGAAGCUCGACGGCGAGCCUGACGACUACGAUCAAUACGGAAAUCCCGUGCCCCGCGAGCAUGGCCACACAUCACAGGGACGUCAGAAUUAUGGCCCUUCACAAUCGGACCAGAUGCACGGUAUCCGCAAGUCGGCUGAGCAACGUCGUUCUACUGACAUGCGCCGUUCCGCCGACCACAAUCGCUAUGAUGCGGACAACAGGGUACUGGGUGACGACUUUGCCCAGCUUGAGAUGAGGGACAACGAUCCUCAGCAGAGGUCGAGCGGCCGCCCAUCGGCCAACCCUGAUCUUUUCAAACCUACCCCCGUGUCGCCACCGCAGAGCGGCCCUGUCGACGAGGUUGAUGCUCUCUAUCGCAACCCUUCGCCGAAUAACCCGGGAGGGAAGUCUGGCGGCAAGAAGUGGCAACCUCUGACAUCGGUCGCGCCACACCCUGAGACCGACGAGCACGAUCCAUUCAGCCUCGGUGAUAGCGACGACGAGGACAACAAGACAAAAGACACCAAUCCUGAGGACACGGAAAGACUGAAGAAGGCUGCGGAGGCUAAGGUCAAGGAGUCUACAGGCUCUGAGCUAAAGCCUGCGACGAGGAGUGGGAGUGUUGGUCAGAAGGAUGCGGCUGCCGAAGCACUGCUCAAAGAUGCGAAAUAA